Vespa mandarinia (Asian giant hornet) is the source of this 2982-nucleotide messenger RNA. It is a transcript of the gene bma, whose product is annotated as SCY1-like protein bma. The record is from RefSeq and is a predicted model, not a curated record. Gene Ontology annotation, biological process: protein phosphorylation. Gene Ontology annotation, molecular function: ATP binding; protein kinase activity. Lineage: Eukaryota; Metazoa; Arthropoda; Insecta; Hymenoptera; Vespidae.
UAUAUAUAUAUAUAUAUAUAUAUAUUUUUUUUUUUUUCUUCUUCUUUUUUUUCUUAGAAUUUUGCCUUUAGUGUGUUACGUCUCGACCGGCGUCAAUUCGUUUACAGUAUAUACUCAGCACGGAACUCUCGGCAACAGACAGUACGAAAUAGCUCUGUUUCGCUGGAUUGGAUGAGAUCUAUUAAAGAUACAUCAUGUUUGCAAAGUCUAAGAGCAGCAGUUCGUCCUCCAAUUUUCAAUUAGCAAAUCCAAUAAGAAAUUUCUGCGAAAUUCGGAAGCAAACAGCUACCGCGGGACCGGAACAUGUUUGGCGUAUCUACGAUGCUUACAGUAAAGAGGACGGGAAGGAAGUUUCUGUAUUUCUCUUCGACAAACGUUCGGUGGAAAAACUUCACAAACCAAAACGCAAGGAAACUGUUACGGAAAUAUUACGGAAUGGAGCUAAGGAAAUGCAACGCUUUAUCCAUCCAAAGAUAUUGCAGGUAUAUAAAGUCGAAGAAUGUCCAGAAACAUUAGCCUUCGCCUCGGAACCGGUCUUAGCUAGUCUUGCAAAUGUCUUAGCUUAUGAAGAGCAACAAGAACUUAUCAAUAAACAAAAUACAUUGUCACAAAGCCAUCGUCCAGUUUACAUAAAAGAGUAUGAAUUAUUGGAUAUUGAAAUUAAAUAUGGUUUAUUACAGAUUACCGAGGCUUUACUAUUUCUGCAUACCAAUUCUCAUACCAAAAUUCUUCACAGAAACGUUUGUCCGAGUAAUAUCAUAAUAACGAAAAGAGGAACGUGGAAGCUCGCCGGAUUCGAAUUUAUAGAGGUGGUCAAUGAGGUACCAUUUACUAUACAACCAUGGACAAGUAGAAUGUCAAAAAUGGCCCAACCAAAUUUGGAUUACUUAGCACCGGAAAUCCAACAAAAAAAAUUAGGAAGCUUUAGUAGCGACAUGUAUAGUCUUGGAAUGACGAUAUGUGCUAUCUUCAAUCGAGGCAGACCCUUGAUUCAAGCCAAUCACAAUUGUUCCGAGUACCUGAAGCAAUUAGAAAAUCUCGAUGAUCGGGUCGGCAUUAUUCUACCAUCGGUCGCGCUUCCUCUGAGAGAAGCAGUUUCAAGACUUCUUCAAAAGGAUAUUGAUCUAAGGCCUACCGCUCAAGUUUUAUCGAUGAUCAAAUAUUUCCGGGAUCCGCUCGUGCACGCCCUUCAAUUUCUGGAUGUGAGCAAGUUAAAGGACUUGAUGCAAAAGGAACAUUUUUAUAGGACGACCCUGAAGGAAUUGUUGCCGUAUAUACCGAAGAAACUAUUGUAUCAACACAUUUGGUGGUAUCUCCAAGCUGAGCUGCAGACCCAGGAAGUCUUAUCGGCGGUCCUGCAGCCGAUCUUAUACAUCAUUGAAAUGAGUACUAAAGAAGAAUACGAGAAUAUAAUCUUUCCCACCUUGAGACCGCUCUUCUCGAAUCGAAAAUCGAUUAAUGGUACUGUAACAUUGUUAGAAAAUUUGCAUGUAAUAUUGGAGAAGACACCCGAACAGUACAUAGAUUCGGAGGUUUUACAGAUGUUAUAUACGAGUUUUGAGAAUUCUACGAUGCAAGUGCAGACGGCCGCUUACAUAGCAGUAACCAACGUGACGAAAUAUCUCAAUGAUGAAGCUAUAAGAAAUAUAAUAUUACCAAAGUUACUUCAGGCCUUCGACAAUGGUACCGUCGACGAACGUAAAUUGAUGAAAGUGGUUUACUGUAUAUUAAAUCGACUCGAGAAACAAAAGAUCAUAGACUACGUGUUACCCCUUCUGUGCAAGGUUAAAUUACAAGAACCCGAGAUCGUCGUUCGGGUUGUAAAUAUUUACAAAUUGAUGCUCACCGAUAAGAAUUACGGUCUCUCCGUCAAUUGGAUGGCAACUCGAGCGAUGCCCUCGUUACUUCCUCAAACUGUCAAUCCAGGAUUAAAUUUGGAACAAUUCAUGUCACUUUUCCAAGUGCUUCAAGAAAUGUUGAAUCACAUAGAGAGGAAUCAAAGAAAUAAGCUCACUCUAGACAAUCUCUCUUUACCGAGUCCGGAACGUUAUCGGCCUUUCCGACAUCAGCAUAGUACGGACAACAUGCACGUACCACCGUUCAACAUCCCGAAUUUAAGAAUCGAUCAACGAAAGACUUCGUCCGCCGAAGAUAUGGCGAGAAAGAAUAGCAUGACUGAACCGGAUAGGACGGCCUCAGCCGAAAAUAUGGCGCGGAAAAAUUCAAUGUUCAACGCUUUUGGAGGAUGGUUCACAUCAACGAUGAACGAUAGCAAUUUCUUAAAAGUACAUAACGCCUUCACGAGUAGACGUCUUUCGGAUAAUACUUUAAUGACACCUAAAAUACGCGUUGCACCAUCUUGCGCCAGCUCUCCAGGUGGAACACCUGGUGGUGGUUUACCUGUACGUCGACAUUCAAGUAUAGGGCCUCAAGAACGACGUGGAUCGAAUAUUAAUCUUUCACCGCCCACGGGAGGCGGAAUGCCAAUAACAAGUAGUAGCGUGCCAUAUCUUCUCAGUUCGAGUAUGAAUAGUGUUCGAGGAUCAAGACGUCCCUCGGUAUCAUCGACGUCAUCCCAACAAGGACUUCUUCAACAGGUUGGAUCCAGCAUGUAUCAGUUCUUCAAUAGACAAACCGACGCAUGAAGCGUGCAAGCAGAAAGAAAGGAGAGAUAGAGGAACGUCGAAUGCUAAUUUGUACCUAAAAAAUAGAAGAAUAUUCAUCUUUCUGGGAAAUUUAGAGAAAGUACAAGACCACCAUGCGAAAUGCAAAAGUAAAUUGCCUUUUCUAAUAUUAUCAAGAAUCUGGUACGAUCGGAACAAGGUAGGUUGUACAAAUUCGAGUAUCGCUAAGAGAAAGUAUUUGAUGUCACGAUGAUAUGAGAAUAGGAAUUCAUAAAAUCGACUUCAUUUCGAGGAUUGAUCUUUCUUUAAAUUUCUUCGAAAAAUUUUCUUCUUCAAAGUACCUACAAUUCUCAUCGAU